CUGUAUGUCAAUUUAGGACUCAGAUUGCGUUUUUGUGCGUGGCUGUCAGCAGCUGCAAGCCUCGGCGGACGUCCACAGCCUCGGUCCUGGAAUUUCUACGCGUAUUUUUUGUCAGAUGAGACGCUCGGGACGCGCGUCUACCUGCGUACACUGAACCUUUGUCUUUGGAUAUUGCUUGCCACUUAAAACGCAUCCGCACACUUGUGCCUCGUGGUUUUAUGCGCUUUUGAAGUGAGCUGCUGCUGCGUAAUAACGAGCACACCCGAGGGGAAGAGUCGUCACAAAACUUUAAGGAAGACUUGGCAACUUUGGAGAUACAUCUACACCGCGGUGGAGUUCAUGUGGUUUAACAUCUGACAGAAACGGACCGUUUCUCUGGAAAACUUAACAGAAGGGGCUUCUUUUUUAGAAACAUGUUCAGCAAAUGCUCCGCGGUGUUACUGAACGUCCUCUUUCUGGUGCGGGCGCUCUCGGCUCAUGAGUGCACGCCGUGUAACCUCCGGACUUGUCCCCUCAAAUCCCCGCACGGCUGCGAGGGUGGCCGGACCUUGGCCAGGGACCCGUGCGGAUGCUGCGAUCAGUGCACCCGGCUGGAGUGGGAGCCCUGCGGCGGCCAGGACUGGACGCACGGCUAUUGCGCACUGGGGCUGACCUGCGCCUCUGUCAACAAAACCGGAGCUGCCACCGUCCCUGAGAUUGGAGUUUGUAAAGUACUUCCUGAUCAUCCAGACGCAGGUCUUGAGGAUGAGCACUGUCCCCUGAUGACGGGCUGCGACAGAGCAGGAGGUCAGUGUGUGUGCGACGCCCGUCACUCCUGCUUGGGAUCUUUUACCUACCCAGACCAAGAAACCUGCAUGAAGGCCAGCAAGUCAGAUGGUCGGAGGCACGAGCACCGGGACAGACACAGAGAGAAGUAUGUGGGACCGUCCAAUCCGGCGUGUAUGUUCUCCGGGUGUAAUCUGACCGCCGACGGCUGCGUGUGCGAGUCUCAGAGCUGCCACCACCACUUCGCCUACAUCAACCGCAGCCAGUGCCAGGAAGCCGCAGAGGAGCUGAGGUGUGCUGGGGUCACAUGUCCCGCCCUGCAGGUGCCCUCCUGCCCCAAGGGUUCAGUCCUGACCAAGAGUUACACGCCCCCUGCUGGCUGCUGCCCCUCCAUACCACCCCAGUGCACCUGCGACCUCCGAGCCUGCCACAAGCCCCAGUGCCCGAGCGGACAGCACCCGGUUCCGCUCAGUCAGGCCAGCGGUCAUCCAGGAGACUGCUGCGAUGUCUUUGAGUGCCAGAAAGUUUCUCCCAAGUGUGUCCACAAUGGAAAGGAUUUCUCUGAGGGAGAGGUGUACCGCAUGGACCCCUGCUGGCUGUGUCAGUGUCGGGGAGGAAUCUCCUUCUGCUCCAAGGCAGAGUGCGCCGAGCUGGACUGUGAAAACUUCUACAUUCCUGAGGGCGAGUGUUGCCCCGUCUGCAUAGAUGUGGAGCUGCUGUCGAUGGACAGCACUAAGGCCAGUUGCUGGGUGAACAAUAAGCUGCGAGCUCACGAGGAGCAGUGGAAAGAGGACGACUGCACGUUCUGCCAGUGUGUGGAUGGAGAACCUCACUGUACAGCCAUGGCCUGCAAACAGAGCUGCCAGAACCCUGUGAAGAUCCCUGGAGAGUGCUGUCCCUUCUGUGAAGAGCCUUCCUAUGAAACUGUUAGCCCCAUGCUAUGUCCUCCUCUGGAGAACUGCUCCCUGUCCGGGAACGACUGCCCCUUUGGCUUCCAUCAAGACAAAAAUGGAUGUCUCCUCUGCCAGUGUCUCAACAAUGACUCCUGCCCCGACCUGGGGAAAUACUGCUCCCUGCAAUGCCCAAUGGGAUAUGAGAGGGAUGAUUUUGGCUGUGAGGUGUGCGAGUGCAGUAUCCCCACGCCCAAGUGCCGACCUCUGACCUGCACUAAGACUUGCCCCUAUGGAUACGUGAGGAACAAGCACGGCUGUGAGAUGUGUCGCUGCGUCAAGUGUCCUCCCUUCACCUGCGACAAGCACUGCAGCAACGGCUACCGGCAGAACAGGAAGGGCUGCUCCAUCUGCAUGUGCAAAGACAGUGGCCACGUCCCAAGCACCACCGCGGCUGCCCCGAUGCCCAGCUACUGCCUCACCUCCAACGGGCACCGAUACGAGGAAGGCGACGGCUGGCACGACGGCUGCCGUGACUGUUACUGCCACUCGGGCCGAGAGAUGUGCGUGCUCAUAUCGUGCCCCGUUCCCAGCUGCUCUCACCCCGUCGUCAAGCCCGACCAGUGCUGUCCGACCUGCGAGGAUGAAUCAGGCAGCGGCCAGCCAGAGGGGAUGGACAUGGUGGUGUGCAGAGCCCCUGGGGGGGAGUUUUAUGUGGAGGGGGAGACCUGGAACCUGGACGAAUGCACACGUUGCACCUGCAGGAAGGGACGCGUCCUGUGCGACACUGAAGUGUGUCCCCCGGCUCUCUGCCAGACCCCAGUCAGGAACAAGGACACCUGUUGCCACGUAUGCCCAGACGAGACCCUCAGCCCCUUGCUGCCGGUGAACAACAGCCAACAGGAGUACUGCAUAACCAGCGAUGGGGACGUGCUGCUCGCCGGAGACUCCUGGAAGGCCAACGCCUGCACCAGCUGCACCUGCAACAACGGCACCAUUCAGUGUUUCUCCCAGCGCUGUCCUGCUGCCAACUGCAGGGUGCCCGUUUUGCGCAAGGGCCAGUGCUGCCCACACUGUCUCGACGUGACCACGUCGGUGCCCGUGAUGGUGUCCACAAACGCCCCCAAGACGACAGCCGCCACCACGGUGGACAGUACGCUGUGGAUCACUACUGUCACCGUGCCACCCAUCAUUGCUGAUACAGAUGAGCCGGGCUUGGGCGAGACUUACCCCAGUCAGACAGAGAUGGCCCUCAUCUACCAGUCAGCCGCCUGGAUCCUGGCAGGCCUCCUCCUCGCCAUCAUCAUCUUUCUCAUCGUGGCGCUGCUCGUCAACAAGAAAAAGAAGUGGGUGCAGAUGUCCUGCUACAGCGCACCAAAGAAGACAGUGAUCCUCAAGAAGCAUGUAAACAAGAAUUCAGUGGUGUACAUGGAGCCCUCCAAGGAGAACAAAUUUCAGAAUGUGAAGAGCGACUGCGGCAUCAUCCACUUCUCUCCGGAGAUGGGCUCCCCCUGCACGGACAAGAUGACCAUCCCCAGGGCCAAGCUGAGCAUGGGCAACGACUGGACGCCGCGCUAAAACAAAAGAACAAGAAAAAAGAAAAAAAAAACCACCACCACCCGUCUCACUCUGCAGAUCAGAGCUGUCCGGCACCUCCCACUCUCUCCUGCUGUAAUCCUGGUGGUUCGUGUAGCAGUGCACACACCUCGAGCGCCGCCUUCUUCCCACCCUUUUUCUUUGUGUGACAGUAAAACCGCGGAUGCUCUCCAAGAGACCAAGCAAGUGACCACUGUUUCUUUCAUUAUGUGUCCAUUUUUCUUCUGUAUUUUGGGUGGAGUGACGUGCUGGGAGGCGGAUGGACGGGGUGGACACAUAAAAGGACACAGCCACUCUGGGCUCUGCUUUAAAACAGAGAAGGAGGCCGCCAGAGAGGCUCCUCUGUCAGAAUCAGACUUUGACUGUGAACACUGUAAUAUUACUGCUUAUUAUUAUUGCCUCUUUUGAAACUGGAACUUUUGGGGCAAUAAGAGGAGCAUUAAAAAAAAAAGAAAGAAAAAAAAAAAAGCUUUAGGACAGGGGGUUGGGCUGUAGUUGAAAGGGGGGCGUUAGAGGAUGCUGCCCUCCCUAAGAGCAGCAGUGCUUCAUGGAUGUAAUCAUUGUCAUCAGCAGGGAGCCCAAAGGAACUGGUAAUCCCGUUGGAUCAAAUUGGGUUCUGCAGCCAAAUCACAACAAGUCAGCAGGCUUUAUAUCGACCCCCAGAUCCAAGCCCCUGCUUUAGAAUGUGUGGUUUCCAUCUUAGUUUUUUGUAUAUUUCUACAGUAUUUGUACUAGAUGUAGUGUUGUUCUUGGCCACCUCUUGUUUUUAUUAUGGGUGUCUCUGUGGGGCCAGAUUGAAACAUUUUGAAAUGCCAGUCUAAACAUUCCCCCCCAUCCGGUACAGGAAGGACACGCUUCCCAGAUAAUGGCGUUGCUUCUACCUUCAAGUGACCUGAGUCAUUCCAUUCAAAAAUCUCCCACAACAAACCGCAUUUCCUUCAAAUGAAAUAUGCGAGCCCACUCUCUAAACUUGUCCGCAGCGCAGCAGCCGCCGGUCGUCAUAUUUACACCGUUUCCCAAAGGAGUCGGCCAAGAAUUCAUCUCAGAAACAUCAGAGCGGAAGCGGAGCGAUGCCCUUCCAGGUAGAAUGUCAUUUGUAUUGUCGGCAGAGGAGACCAAAUGGUGCCAGACGCUUCAUCUGAACCUAUAAGGAAUGUCUUUGAUGCUAUGCCUCACUUCAUCGGAAUCAGAAUAACCUUAAUAAUCCCCAUAAUUUCAUUCACAGCUGUGUGUGUGGGGGGAGCUACUGUUCACACAUGCCAGUGGCGGUUAGUAACAAUUCUUUUUAAAGCCUUACUUCUAUAGCCUUAAUGCAUUUUCUUUGUCUUGUUUUUGUUUAUUAACUGUUUGCCCAUAUAAAAAAAAAAGCCCUGUAAUUUAUUCACCCAUUAUUAAGAUGAACAGAUUGUGUUGUGCAGUUAUGGUUCUCAUCAGCUCUUCAUAUACAAGAGAAUCAUGUCGACAUAUACGUUUAAGGGGAGCUAGUUAGCAUCUUGUACAUAAUGGUACACAUUACGACAUCAGCAGCGUGUUAAAGAGACGUAGCACUUUUCUUUGGAGCCAGUGUUUUAGAAAGCACCCUGCGGGAUUCUUGGAGGGAUAAAGGCCCUAAUCAGGGAUUUGAUAGGCAUAUUAAGCACACAGAGAUGUUAAACCACUCAAGUGAACACGCUGUUGCAGCUAGAGGCUCCGUACCAGUGCGAUCAGUACGGGGAAGGACAGAGUCUGAGAAGCGUUGCAAAACAACCUGGGGUUUCAAAAGAAAAGGUUGGAUCAGAGCUAUCAAUCCAUUGCCAAUAUCUUAAUACAAAGACGAUUUUGAUGCCAAAAUUGGUUGGAGACCAAUUCAUAUUGAAGUGUUUUCGUAACUCGGUAGAUUUGUAUCUGUUUGAAUCAUGACUAUGUGCUUUAAAAUGAAGAGGCGACUGUAAAAGCUUACGCAAUUCUUUGUUCUUCUAUGUGUUUAAAAAAAAAAGAAACAAAAAAAAGGUAGUUUAAAUAAGUAGGACAGAAGAGUACCUUAUUUAUUUUUUCACAUAGCUUUAUUUAUUAAUACUAAACUAUAGUUUGAGAUUUUUUUUUUUGAAAAUGAACUCCUAGUAGCCAAAGCUGCUGUACAUUGUAGACCAUUUACCAUUUCUAUCUGCUAUAUUCUAUACAACCUUAUUUAUUUCACUGUUGCAAAUCUUGUAAAUAUGUUUCCUAGAUGAUGAACUGUAACAUUUACACUUUUUUUGAAAAAUAAAUGUGUGAACCAAA
This is a messenger RNA of Stegastes partitus (bicolor damselfish), 5510 nucleotides long. RefSeq names its product cysteine rich transmembrane BMP regulator 1 (chordin-like). The transcript is spliced from 15 exons. The record is from RefSeq and is a predicted model, not a curated record. Gene Ontology annotation, molecular function: protein binding; serine-type endopeptidase inhibitor activity. Gene Ontology annotation, cellular component: extracellular region; plasma membrane. NCBI's taxonomy places the organism in Eukaryota, Metazoa, Chordata, Actinopteri, Pomacentridae. Bases 414 to 3233 code for a protein of 939 amino acids.